AUAUGUCUUGCACUUGGUUGUUACAAGCCCAAGGGCUUGAUGGGAUACAGCAAACGAGUUUGUUGCGGUCGACUCUGACUUGGUCUCUCUCAACUUUUCCUUCUUUUCGAUGCAGAUGGUGAUAAUAUGGCUGACAUAUAAAAUUUGAAGUGGCUGGAAAUCUUGAACAAUGGAAAAGCAAAGAGAAAUGGCUUCUGCACCUGUAUACAGCAAAAAGCAGCUAAACUACUUCCGAAUUUGCUACAUUGUCACGAACAUCUUUCCUCAGGAAUUGCGAUCAAUCUUCAAACAACAGUGGGACACUCGUUACAAGGCAACUUUGGGAGAAUGGAAAGACACCCCUGGAAAUGGCUUGGACUUUUACAACAACGAAUCUCCCCAUAGCCGAACACGAAAUACUCGAUUAUUAGAAAUAGUGAAAAAGGGAGAUAGGAAACAAUGGGACUGCACAACGCUAUUCUUUGCAAUGCUUCAUUCUGACUCCAUCAGUCAUGGACUAAGCGCAACAGCUAAAUCAAGUGUCGACGAUCUUAGAGAGUUUCGCAACGUGAACUUUGCUCAUGUGCCCUGGGGCCAGCUGUCUGAUUUAGAGUUUAUACUUGCAGUUCGUAGAGUUAAAAUUGCUUUUAAGUUACUUGGUCGCUCUCUUAAACAAGUUGAGGAAGUCAGUAAACAGGAAAGUUUCGAGACCGAAGAAGUUCAAAGCCUGAAGAAAAAAUGUCAGCUACUUCAAAGAGAACUCGAAGAAACCAAAGUCGAACUAGGAACGGCUAAAAAACAGCUAGAAACAUCAGAGCAAAAGUGCCAACUUGUUAAAGAGCAACUUGAAAUUUCAGAAGAAAGGAGAGAGGUCCUUAAAGUUCAACUGAUAGAUGAUGUUUCCUCAUUCUGCAUUCUUCCUCCUAGGCCAUCUCACGAAAUUGCAACUCGUGAUGAUGAGGUGGCCGAAAUAACAGAAGAGCUGGAUCAACUGAAGGAAGUAAACAAAAAUUUUUUAAGCUACUUGUACAUCACUGGUAAUCCCGGAAGUGGCAAAUCUCAGCUGGCUGGUCUAAUAGCUGAAAAAUUCUACAACAAAGUCAACUCAGAAACCAGUCUCCCCUCGUUUGUGAUGACUUUAAACGCUGAAAACUUAGAAACACUCCUGGAAUCGUACGUUACACUUGCACGACAGGUCAAAUGUCCUGAAUACAACGUUACGGACACUAGCAGGUUCAAGGAGACGAGCAUUGUCGAAAAAAUCAAGAAUCUUAGAGAUUUAAUUGCAACAAAACUUCACCUUUAUGCAUCGUGGCUUGUAGUGGUAGACAACGUGUUGAGUGUCUCUGAAAGAACUGAACUUCUUCCUCAAUCAGGAAAUAAAAGAUGGAGCCAAGGGCAGUUGCUCAUCACGACGCAGGAUACCUUGUCUAUCCCCCCUACUUGUUCCUUUAUUUCUCACUUUUCCAUCAGUCUGGGUAUGAAGCCAAUCGAAGCAUGGCAUUUUUUGGCCAAAAUUGCAGGUUUUGCAGAUCAAGAGAUGGAAGAUGAGGUUGCAAAAGCCUUAGAUUACCAACCUCUUGCCUUGGCUAGCGCAGGCACUUACAUCAGAAAGAUCCGUGAAUGUAAUUGGUCGGCGAACUUUGGCUGGAAGAAGUACUUAGAAAAGCUAAGAAAAGGAACGCGAGCCCUAACUGAGGAGGUACUAACAAAGACCAACCCAGCCUACAGCAAAUCCAUGACAGUAGCAACAAGACUGGCCGUUGAAAGAGCGAUAGGCAGCGACAGUAUAAUGAAGCAUUCGUUCACUCUCCUUUCCCUUUGCGCUCCUCAAGCAUUACAUCUCGAUGUCCUUACGAAUUACAUUUUGAAUAUAGAUGAGCAUGUUGACAAAGACGUCGUUGCCAUUCAAAUCGAAGGCUACUCACUAUUUCUGUUCGAAGAAAGAGAGAAUGGAGUUUUCAUUGGUAUGCACCAGGUUGUGUGGGACUCCAUAACAUUUGUAAUCAGCCACGAGGAGUCUCAAGGAUACGCUCAAACAGUUUGUGCUGCCGUAAAAUCAUUCAACGAGUUCAUAGAAAUACAGCCAUUCAACGCUUGGUAUGAUACUGACUCUAUUGCCAACACCAAGCACCUCAUUGCACACUUCAAAGCUUUAGCCAUAAACAUGAAACAUUUUUUUGCUUUUGAAGAGGAAUGUCAAGUUUUCAGAGAAGGCGUUUCAAAUGUUUCAGAUUGGUCAUCAUGUUUCCACCGGAUCGGCAUAGUUUGCGAGAAUCACUGCGAAUUAUCUUCUGCUGAGUAUUACUAUUACACGGCUUUGAAACUUGUUGAACCAACCAGCGACACUGUUGCAAACAGUGCAAGCAUUUAUCAAAGAUUAGGUAAUUUGCAACGGUCCAUGGGUGAUCUAAAGAAAGCCAUAGAAUAUCUGGAACUUUCCAUAGCCAUUUAUGUGGAAAAGCGUGGACCCGAGGAUGUUAAUGUUGCAAUGAGUCAUCAUAACCUCGGUAAUGCACUGCUUGAAUUGAAUGACUGGAAACAGGCCAGUGAGCAUUUUCAACUUGCUCUAGAAAUUUACAAGAAAACGCAUGGUACUGAUCAUGUUGAUGUUGCGUCCAUUUCUUACAACUUAGGAAUUGCACAGCAUAAAAUGGGUAACCUGCAGCAGGCUUUGACACAUUUUCAUUUUGCUGUUGUAAUUAACAAGAAGAUAGGUGGACCUGACUCUGUUGAUGUCGCACAUACUUACCAAAAGCUAGGUGUUGUGCAGCGUGAGUUGGGUAACCUGCAACAGGCCAAGGAGUCACUGGUUCGUGCUCUCGACAUUUUCAAGACAGAGCUUGGAAGUACGUAUGCCAAUGUCGCACAGACUUACCUAAACCUAGGUAUUGUACAGCGUGAGUUGGGUGACCUGCGACAGGCCAAGGAGUCUCUCGAUCACGCUCUCGACAUUUUCAAAACAGAGCUUGGAAGUGAGCAUGUCGAUGUCGCACAGACUUACCUAAACCUAGGUAUUGUACAGCGUGAGUUGGGUAACCUGCAACAGGCCAUGAACUCUCUCCAUCUUGCUCUCAACAUUUUCACAAAAGAGCUUGGACCCGACCAUGUUGAAGUUGCCAGUUGUUAUGAAGACUUGGGAAAAGUACAGCAUGCUUUGGGUGACCUGCCAUGUGCCAGGGUGCUUUGUAUGGAUGCCUUAGAGAUUAAGUUGAGGAGCCUUGGACCUGAGCACAUUGCUGUCGCGCGUACCUAUAUUAACUUGAGUGAUUUGCUGUCCGAUCUGCGUCACUUUCAACAAGCCAAAGAAUGUUGUGAGCGUGCUUUAGAAAUUUACAAGAGAAGGCCUAGUUCCGAACAUGUUGACGUUGCGCGUACCUACCAAAGCCUUGGCAAAGUACAUUAUGAGUUAGGUGACCUGCAACAAGCUAAAGAACGUUAUGAACAUGCUCUAGGCAUUUACAAGAGAAGACCUGGAUCCGAACAUGUUGACGUUGCGCGUACCUACCAAGGCCUUGGCAAAGUACACUAUAUGUUAGGUGACCUGCAACAAGCCAAAGAAUGUUUUGAAUAUACUCUAGGCAUUUACAAGGAAAGGAUUGGAUCAGAACAUGCUGACGUUGGGCUUACCUACCAAGACCUCGGCAAAGUACACGAUAAGUUAGGUGACCUGCAACGAGCCAACGAGUGUUAUGAACAUGCUCUAGGCAUUUAAAAGAGAAGGAUUGGAUCUGAAAAUGUUGACGGUGCGCUUACCUACCAAGGCCUUGGCAAAGUAUACUAUAAGUUAGGUGACCUGCAACAAGCCAAAGAGUCUUAUAAACAUGCUCUAGGCAUUUACAAGAGAAUGAUUGGAUCCGAACAUGUUGAUGUUGCGCUUAUCUACCAUAACCUUGGCAAAGCAAACUUUAAGUUAGGUGACCUGCAACAAGCCAAAGAGUGUUAUGAACAUGCUCUAGGCAUUUACAAGAGGAGUAUUGGAUCCGAAAAUGUUGACGUUGCGCUUACCUACCGAGGCCUCAGCAAAGCUCACUACAAGUUAGGUGACCUGCAACAAGCCAAAGAGUGUUUUGAACAUGCUCUAAGCAUUUACAAGAGAAGGCUUGGAUCCGAACACGUUGAUGUUGCGAGUACCUACCAAAGCCUUGGCGUAGUAUAUCGUAAGUUAGGUCACCGGCAACAAGCCAACGAAUAUUAUAAACGUGCUCUAGGCAUUUGCGAAAAAAGGCAUAGGUCUAAGCAUAUUGAUUUUGCGAUCAUUCACCAAAUAUUAGGCAAAACAGCACAACACAACAACAAUACAACAACUGGCAACCCAAAAUAACCACCAGGCUAAUAUAAUUGAGUAGCCAUCCUUAGGAUUUUACAUACUGUAAUGACUAACGGUGUCAUUUACUUGAGACUUCUUAACUUAACACCUACAGCAACACAGAAACACACAGACAAAAACUAGUUAUAAGCUAAAAAUACAAGUUAGCGAAAAUAAGCAGGAAAAUAAAGUACGUAUAGGCAGAUUAAGUAACGGAAGAAAAAAAAUGUAUAGUAUAAUUAAGUCAGUUAGUAACUUGCAGUAAUACUUGAUUGUAGCUUUUUCUUAGGGCCUGGCUAAACUAGGAAACUUUGUUGCGGAAACAUUGUUUCCUGUUAUGUUUCCCGGGGUGGCUAAAUUAGCAGGAAACGAACAAAAUGUUUUGUUGCCCCAGUGGCUUAACGAGGAAACAUUGUUUCGGAAAACAAAUGAGUUACGCAUGCGUGUAUGAAUAAACUGACUUCGAGGAAGUCUGAGGAUCAUAA
Molecule: messenger RNA, 4773 nt
Organism: Stylophora pistillata
Lineage: Eukaryota; Metazoa; Cnidaria; Anthozoa; Scleractinia; Pocilloporidae
Molecular function (GO): protein binding
Source: RefSeq, a predicted model, not a curated record